Pangasianodon hypophthalmus (striped catfish) is the source of this 5982-nucleotide messenger RNA. It is a transcript of the gene rorca, whose product is annotated as RAR-related orphan receptor C a. Gene Ontology annotation, molecular function: nuclear receptor activity; zinc ion binding; RNA polymerase II cis-regulatory region sequence-specific DNA binding. Bases 496 to 1884 code for a protein of 462 amino acids. The record is from RefSeq and is a predicted model, not a curated record. The transcript is spliced from 10 exons. Gene Ontology annotation, cellular component: nucleus. Gene Ontology annotation, biological process: regulation of transcription by RNA polymerase II. Lineage: Eukaryota; Metazoa; Chordata; Actinopteri; Siluriformes; Pangasiidae.
CCCCGGAGGAGAAUGAAGGAGGGCCGGCGGCGCGAGAUCAUGUGAGAGUCCACGCGCUGAAAAGUAGGUUAGUUAGUGAGAGACAGAUAGAGUGAAAGAAAGAGAGAGAGAGAGAGAGAGAGAGAAAGAGAGAGAGAGAAAGAGAGAGAGAGGAAGAAAAACCACUCACACACACACACACUCACACACACACAGAGAGAGAGAGAGAGAGAGAGAGAGAGAGAGAGAGACCGCAGGGGGAAACAAGUAACGCUCCGGAGGAUUCAAACGGAAAUGAACUCCAGCCUUUGAUCGCUUGUUUGUCUUGUGCGGCGCGCGCGCGCGGCUCUCCGGUCAACUUCAUGCGGUUUAGUUGUUUUAACGGUUUUAACGGUUUUAACGGCUCUGAGCUGAGCUUUUGCGAAUUUCAUCCCAUUCCUCCCUCCAUCGCUGUUCAAAUGUCCUGGAGUUUACAUCAGUAUUAUUUCCAGAUAAUAUAAAAGAAAAAAAAUCAGCAUGAGAGCUCAAAUCGAGGUGAUCCCCUGUAAGAUCUGUGGGGACAAAUCAUCAGGGAUCCAUUAUGGAGUGAUCACAUGUGAAGGAUGUAAGGGUUUUUUCCGGCGCAGUCAGCAGAAUAACGCCAUGUACUCGUGUUCUCGGCAGAGGAACUGUGUGAUCGACCGGACGAACAGGAACCGGUGUCAGCACUGCCGGCUGCAGAAAUGCCUGGCGCUCGGCAUGAGCCGCGACGCGGUGAAGUUUGGCCGCAUGUCUAAAAAGCAGCGGGACAGCCUGUACGCCGAGGUGCAGAAACAUCAGCAGGGUCAGGAGUGCGUCAGCAGCGUCAUGUCCUCCGGCGGAGUGGGGGAGGAAUCCGGAGAGAACAGCCACGAUGGACACACUCGAACCUGCAGCCGCAGCUCCAGCACAGCCCUCAGCGACCUCGACGACCUCGGAGGCCUGCUGUUUGACCUGCCCCUGACCCCGGAGGAUGAGUACUGCGGCCUGGAGCUGCAGGGCAACAACAGGACGAGCGGAGAAGGGAGCAGCGGAGGGAGCAACUCAUCCUCACACAGCUCCAUGGAGUUAAAACACGAAUGCCAGCUUCUUCAUACGCACUCGCCGCUCAACGAGGGGUUCUCGCUGCUCGAGACAGAACGCAUCGCUCAGAGUGUGGUGAAGUCACAUGUAGAGACGAGUCAGUACAGCACAGAGGAACUGAAACGGCUUGCGUGGAACCUGUACACAGCCGAGGAGACUCGCACUUACCAGAACAAACCGAUGGAGGUGAUGUGGCAGCAGUGUGUGGUGCACCUCACUAACGCCAUCCAGUACGUGGUGGAGUUCGCCAAGCGCAUCUCCGGCUUCAUGGAGCUGUGUCAGAACGACCAGAUCAUCCUGCUCAAAGCAGGAUGUCUGAGCGUGUUGCUGAUUCAGAUGUGUCGAGCCUACAACCCCGCGAACCACACGCUGCUCUUCGACGGGAAGUUCGCGAGCGUUCAGCUCUUCAAAGCUCUCGGUUGUGAUGACCUGGUGAACGCUGUGUUUGAACUCGCUAAAUCGAUGAGCCGCCUGCAGCUCACGGAAGAAGAAAUGGCUCUGUUCAGCGCCGCCGUCCUUUUCUCCCCAGAUCGGACCUGGCUUACAGACAGACAGCAGGUUCAGAGGCUGCAGGGGAAAGUUUAUCAGGCGCUGCAGCGCUGCCUGAACAGAGAGGGCGCCAACGAGCACAAACUCGACAAGAUGCUGGCUAAGCUUCCUGCGAUAAAGUCCAUCUGCAGCCUCCACAUCGACAAGCUGGAGUUUUUCCGCCUGCUCCACCCGGAAACAGCCUACAGCUUCCCGCCGCUGUAUCGGGAGGUGUUCGGUAGCGAGAGCUUCUUCCCUGAUUCCACCAAGGGCUAGACGACACCAGCGUGUCACUCAAACUGGUGCUCGAGAGUGAAUGUUCGGGAGAGAGAGAGAGAGAGACGUAGGGAUGAAACGAAGGACUGGUAGAUGUGACGCGUCAUUAACAGACCAGCAGCUCACUGACAAUCCUGCACACAACACUUUUGGACUCCAAAUCCCACAAUACCUUUCUCUGAGCUCUUUACUUAACAGGUGAUCGACGGGGCGGCCCGAGAGCGGCGCCGGUUUGUCGCGUCGUUUUAAACUGACAAGGAAAAAAAACAAUCAGAUCGAGAAAGUUCAGACAGAUGGAUAUUUUGGUGCCAGAAAAAUGGUGGCUAAUUUGAGUUCACCUAUGUACAUCGAAAUUAUACUGACCUGUGUGACACUAUGCAGAAGUUGUAGCUAUGAAAACGAUCCGUUCAAUCAGAAUGUUUCAUUAAAACAAUCCGUCAAAACGUUCUUGAUUCUGGCUGAAGUUGCUUUGGCAAGUUGGUGACGAGAACAGGAUUGACGUAAACAGCUGCCACGUUAACGUUGCCAUGGUGAUUACAUACGUUAUCACGCUGGUAACUACAAGAGCACUACUGCCAUUAAAUCGGGACAGCUAGUCACUUCGACUCAACAAAUUUAAUCAUAAUACGUUAUUAUUUUUUAAAUUAUGUUUACCAACGGUUAGCUAGCUAACUAAAUCAGAAAUCAAACUUAAGCAUCAUGCAGAAUAAUUCUGUGUUGUAUUUUAUUUUACAAGCUGUUCAGCACCCACGUUAAAAAAUCUAGUUUAGAAAAAUGAAACAUUUUCGCUAUUACGACAAAAAAAACACAGUAAAAGAACCCUGCAGGAAAGUUUUGGCACCUUUUCAUCACUCUUAAUGUGCAUGUCACUUUCGAUCCCCCUACAGCAGAGGAGGGCGUGGCCAUGAUCGCAUCAGAACAGUUCGCACCGUACGGAGCGAGCGUGUAGGUUAGGAUCGGAGCUUAAAUCUCUGAGAGACUCUGUGGGAAAUGACUGUACUUUUUUCACCAAUUUUACUGAAUGUAGUGGAAAUGUAGCACAGCCUCGUGGACGAGACAGAAUGUAUUAUUGUAGUUUCUGAUCCUCUGCAGGGUUUAGCAUUUUUACGAUGCUAAUCUGCUAAUCUGCAGGCGUGUGAACGAGGCUGUGUGCACAUCGGUUGAGGUCUUCAUUCUGACCUUUUUUUAUCUUUAUUAUUGUUAAUAUUAUUAAAAAAAAAACUCUGCUCCAUUUCUUUUUUUCCUGGAAAUGCCACUCUAGAAUGAAAUACGUAGUAUUUUAUUUUGGUAUUUUGAUUUAUCUGUAAUCAAAAUAGAUGUUGUGUAUAUAUAGUAUUUGAAAUUAGAAUAUAUAUAUAUUAUAUUAAGUAUAUAUUGCACAGAUACAUGGAGAAUGAACUGUUAAGCAAGAGCAGCGAUGUGUGAAGCACAGUACCGUAUUUUCCAAACUAUAAGCGGACAAUUUUACUAACACAGCCAAACAGCAUCCACCUUAUCAUUACUAUCGUUAUUGUUUUGCUUUAGCCCAUUUGUUAGUGUUUUAUGGUGUUCAUGGUACUCUAGCAAACAAACGAAAGUGUAUAAAAUGAAUUAUGAGGAGUUUUUAUUUUGCAUUUAUAAAAUAUAAACUUGUGCUGCCUUUUCACUGCUUCCAGCAAAGCUUUCAAUUUGUGCGACUAGACAGGAAGCGACUGUAAUGCGUAAGUAACGUAUCUCAGUCAAAAAUACGAAAAGAGCGAAUUAUCAACCAUUGCGUAAUUUAAAUUUAUUUCAGAAUUAAUCAGAUUUUAGUAACGUAGAUGCUAUAAGUCAAACCAGGUGAUAAUUUAGUGUUAAUGGAUUUGGUUGUGGCGUGUUAGCUAACUCAUGUUAGACAGUUAAGCACAACUAGCUAUACGUAAACUACAUACUACUAAGUUACACAUCAUAUGUUUGUCGAAACUAUUUACAUGAAGUGAAUUAAAAAAUUGUGUAUUUAAAAUUUUUUAUUUAGGUUACACAAUUUAAUAGUUUAAAAUUUGAACGCAAUCCGACAGCCACUGGGGGCGAAUUCAGACCAUCGUAUUCAGAGGUCGUGUGCAGUGAGAAGGCGGCAGGAAUGAGAGGAAAUAAUACGGUACUACAGUAAUGAUGAUGGAGCAGAAAAAAUGAACUAGACUGAAGUUUCAUUUUAUAGAUAAAAUAAAAACACCUGUAACAGUAGUGUAACGUAUAUACUGAUUUUUUCCUCCUCUAAGUCUGGAAAAAUACAGUGGUAUGAAGUGUAAUGAUAAUAAUAAUAAUAAUAAUAAUAAUAAUAAUAAUAAUAAUAAUAUACAUUCUGACUCAAGCUGAACGGCUGAGAUGCUGCUUUCUUUUUUUCAUUUUAAAAGCAGGUGAAUGGCACUUACAGAUCUUACACCUCCACAAAUGUUGAAAGUUAGUGCACCCUCUCACCCUCAGGCUAGGUGAUAUCCGGGUUAGUGUUUGCGCUGUCUUUCUCUCAUACACACACACACACACACACACACACCAGCUUUCUCCAGGUCUUUCCCCUCACACUGCUGUUCUCUCUACUCACUGGAUUUUUUCCCUUGUUCAGUUAUGAACUGGGAAGCUACUACCCACUAUUGUUUAAUGCACUCUGACUCUGAGUGUGUAUUCGAGCAAACUGAUGGAUGAACGUUUUAAUUUUGCACAUACCGUAUUUUACAGACUACAAAGUCCCACCAGGGUCAGACACGAUACGAAAUGCACGGAGACGAGCUGUAUUAGCCCGACUUAUAAGCUGCUUAUUUUCUAAUAAAUAUGGAGACGUUGUAUUUCCAAGCUUAUUAUGCAUUCACAACAGCAGAUGGCGCUACAGUAAGGCUAAAGAGCCCAAUUCAGUCUGUUUACUGCUCGUAGCCUAAAUAUGUUACAGAAUGUGAUCCUUCAGUUCAGUCUUAUUGCUAUCUAAAGACUUCUAUUUUAAUACAAAUAAAAAUGAAAUUAUCAGCUAACCUUUUAUGGGAGAAUGAUGAUGCUGUAUAAUAUAUAUACGAAAACAUUUACACACAGUUUUACUAAAUGAGGCCCAUUGAGUGCUGUCACUUUUCAGUAUGUUAUAUAACCAUGUCUUGGGGUGAACUCAUUAUAUAAAUCUAGCUCAGAACAUUUUUUUUCCUCAGAAGCGAAAUACGAAAUGAUCGGUCAGAAAAGCUGACUGUUUUCACCAUCCUGGCCGUUGAGAUUUGCUUCACGUGUCGUGUUGGAAUAUCGGUCUUCUCGACCUAUAGUUACUGGUUUCCUUGUGGUUUUCUUAAAAAAAAAAAAAAAAGCUGGUUAUAAAACAGUUCUCUGGGUGUUUACGACAGUGUCAUAAUGGGACUGUGCAAUAGAUAUGGUGUAGAUUCACUCUAGCACGAGUCAGUUAACGGGAUAAUUUGGUCUAAAAUUAAACAUACACAGUGUAAGUGGUAUUAACAGAUUCAUCAUGAGGUGAAGGAAAAAAAUGACAGUGUGAUUUAUAAAAUGAUGCAUUUAACAGUUUUUAGAUUGUGUGUACAUACUACUUCGUCUUGCUAGUACACACACACACACACACACACACACUCAGGGAGUUAGUUGGGCUCUGGGUCCCGUAAAGUCUUCUUCAGACACCUUUAACCCUGCAGAAGUCCUCGAACCUCCAUCACUGUGUGUUAGUAUCUGCUUUCCUGAAUGUUAAGAUUUCCCACAGAAGUGUCACUUUUUUCUUAAAUUAAAUAGGAUCUUGUAUAGUUAUAAAAUUAAAUAUAAAAAUAUAAAGAUGGAUUCUAUUCUUUUUAAUUUUUUUUGUGAUUUCUCAUGGCUGUUUUUUUUCCUGCAGUGUUUCACUUUCCUCAUCCGUUUAGUGUCCUCAUCGUCCAUAUGAAUUGUAAUUAUAUUUUUUAAAGAGUGUUUUUAAAACAGAAAAUCUGACUCAUGAUCCUUCUGUUUUCUUUCUUUCUGGAUUUAUUGUUUAAAAAGAUUACAUAGAUUUUAAUAACUAUAAUUUAUGACAUGGAUACAAGUAUUAAAAAAAGACAGACAUGAUGUAGAGUUGUAUUCUGGGGAUACAUGUGGAUUAAAAGUGAAAUAAAUAAGUCUUUUUACAUA